AUGGAGUUCAACACAGCAGAUAGUCUGAACGAGACGAUCAUCAGGAGGAGGAAUCUAAGUAGGCUAAGGGAGGAGGAGGAGGAGGAGGAGGAGUUGAGGGAAUAUGAUCUCCUCAGUAGGCUUGGAAACCCAAGUGGUGAUGACGGUGACCUCCACGUAGAUUGUUCUCUUAAGCUCGGUCUCGGUCUCGGUCUCGGUCUCGGUCUCCCCAAUGAUGAAAACACUACAACUCAUCCCAGCUCCUCCAUUACCUUCGUCCAUUCUUCGCCUCAUCAACAGGUCAGUAACAACCAUGGCUUGAUCAUGACGGGUAGAAGUGCAUUCCAUUCUUGGAAUCUCAAUCGCUUGAACGGCCUUCUAUGCUCAGCAGAUGUCGCCGACUACGGCAACGGCAACGGUAACAAAACGUACUCCGGUGACAGCUCUGAGAUUGUAAAGAGAUGUGCAUACUGUGGGAAGACUGAUACACCAUUGUGGCGUAAUGGCCCAAAUGGUCGCAAGACCCUUUGUAAUGCCUGUGGUAUUCGUUUUAAGAAGCAAGAGAAGAAAGCUUUGAGGAUUUCAGAGCCCCACCCGAGUCCCAAACCGAAGUUCUAA
This is a messenger RNA of Telopea speciosissima, 597 nucleotides long. Its product is annotated as GATA zinc finger domain-containing protein 16-like. Gene Ontology annotation, molecular function: sequence-specific DNA binding; DNA-binding transcription factor activity; zinc ion binding. The transcript has 3 exons. Lineage: Eukaryota; Viridiplantae; Streptophyta; Magnoliopsida; Proteales; Proteaceae. The record is from RefSeq and is a predicted model, not a curated record. Gene Ontology annotation, biological process: flower development; regulation of DNA-templated transcription. Bases 1 to 597 code for a protein of 198 amino acids.